AGCGUGGACGUCUUUGUUAAAAGUGGUUCAACAAAGUUGAGAACAAACAAACUUCCCUCAGACUUUGUGGAGCGGGAGAAUGAUCCUGCGGGGGGACCAGCCGCCGCUCCAGUGAGAACAUGGAGUCCAGUACAGGUGGCAGUACAGGUGUAGGAGGAGGAAGGUGGAGGUUCCGUCACGUCGUCCCAGUCGUGCUGCUGUGGAUGACCCUGCACAGGCACGUUGCUGUGGCUCUGAGGAACCAGAAGGUCAAAAUAUCCGGUGGCAACGGCCAUGUCACCAAGGUCGCCAACUCAGUUUCCAUACCAGCGCUCACCCAGCUGACCCUGUGCUUCGAGUUGGAACGCAAUGGCCAGAAACAGAAAGAGUGGAUCUUCACCUACUUUGACACAAAUAGCAAUGAGAGGCUGGGUUUGGGCUGCAAUCGGGCUGGCCUCAUGACGAUGAUCGUUGAUGGAUUGAUCUGUCCGAUCAACGAUAUCAUCUCCACCUCUGACAUCACUUCUACCAUGAAACGUUUCUGUGUGCUGUGGACAUCGUCAAAUGGCCACGUGGGGGUUUUUUUCAAUGGAAACUACAGGUUCGAGUCCUGCUCCUCCUCCAUUGGGCGCACUGUCCCGGGGGGUGGACAGUUCCGGUUAGGAGGGCAGAGCAACUUUGACGGGAACAUCUACAACCUGCGGCUGUGGGAUUAUGCCAUGACAGAGCAGGAGCUCAAAGCGUUGAACUGCAACAAUGAGGGGAACAUCAUCGACUGGGACAACAGACACUGGACCAUCCCCUCCACUCUGGCCCAGACCGACACCUCACUCAGCUGCAGUGUCUCCCCACCCAGCAACACACCACUCACUACCAGCUGUGACCCCCCUGGACUGGGCUGCCCAGAGAAGUUGUUCUACCGGAUUUCUUUUGUGGUGAAUGCCACGGGCACGACGCCAGCCCAGAGUGAUGUAAAGCGAGCUGUGGACCUCUGGAUGAAUCAGACACUUCAGAACUGGACGCACGCAGUCUUCGCUCACAACAUCAGUCUCCAGCUCGAAUUAUACAUCGAAAAUCACCUGACAAGUUAUUCAGGUCUGGCCCUGCUGGUUUAUAAUUACAUCGCCAGUGAGAGUCUGAGUGAAGCUGCUGUGUCUGCCAGGCUGCACAGCAAAGCAGGACCGAUGGGUGUUGGACUGCAAAUUGCCAUCAUGACUGUCAAAUUAGUUGAAAACUGUCCAAAGGAGGAUCUUCUUUCCUACCAGUGGCCUGAGACCAGACCCACCGUCACCCAGUACCUGCCCUGCUUCCCCUACAAGGAGAAGAGCGUGUCAAGGACCUGUCUGAUCAGUCCACAGAACUACUCAUCCUACUGGUCACGUCCAGACAACGAAAGCUGCCUGAGCAUCGACAACAUCGAGGUAACAGCAGAAAAUGCAGCUGCGGUGGCGGGACAGCUCGCCAGCAUCAGCGACAGCAAGCUCAGCGAUGUCCUGGUGUCCCAAGUGGUGACGAAGGUGCAGGAGCUGGUGAACGUGGCCAAGAUCAACAGCUCGUUAGCCAAAGUUGUCGUCACCAUCAUCUCCAACGUCAUGAACAGCUCGGAGACGGCGCUGGCAACCUCAUCAGAGAAAGCUCUGAAGACGGUGGAUGAGCUGGUUCACAAGAUUGAGUUUGAUGGUCCAUCCAUCAAAAUCACCUCCAAAAACCUGGCUUUGGGGAUACUGGCCAACAAUGCCACCAUGUUCAACGGGGCGUCCUUCAGCGCCUUCAUUCCAAACAACGACACUCCACAGAUUGAUUUUGAAUCAGAGACACUUCACCCAUUAGCUCAGGUCACCCUCCCGUCCUCUCUGCUGUCCAAUGUCUCUCUGAGCGAGACUGACAGAUCGUCUCUGUCCAGGAUCAACUUCAUGUUCUUCAGCAGCACCAACCUCUUCCAGAAACAGCAGAACAAUCUAAGUUUGAACAGCUACGUAGUGGCCAGCAGUGUGGGGAACUUCUCCAUCAGUGACCUGGCAGAUCCAGUGAAGAUUGAGAUUGCUCACCUCACUGCACAGCCCUCCAAGACUCCAUUCUGCAUGUUCUGGGACUUCAGCAUGAAAAAUGGGUCUGGAGACUGGAACGGAAAAGGCUGCAGAGUGUCCAAUGAAUCCACCAGCAACAAAACCAUCUGUCUGUGCAACCACCUGACACACUUUGGCAUCCUCAUGGACAUAUCUGGAGUUUCGCAUCACAUAGAUUCAAAGAACAACAGGAUUCUGACCUUCAUCACUUACAUCGGCUGCGGCAUCUCCGCCAUCUUCUCUGCUGCCACGCUGCUCACCUACAUCGCCUUUGAAAAACUUCGACGUGACUACCCGUCUAAGAUCCUGAUGAACCUCAGCGCGUCCUUACUCUUCCUGAACAUGGUCUUCCUACUGGACGGCUGGCUGGCCAGUCUGAAAACCGAUUGGCUGUGCAUGUCCGUGGCCAUCUUCCUGCACUACUUCCUGCUGACCUCCUUCACCUGGAUGGGGUUGGAGUCCAUCCACAUGUACAUCGCCCUGGUCAAGGUCUUCAACACCUAUAUACGCCGAUACAUCCUCAAGUUCUGCAUCGUCGGAUGGGGUCUCCCUGCGGUGUUGUUGGGGAUUGUUGUUGCAGUGGAUAAAAACUCUUAUGGGUCAAUAGAGUACGGCAGAGGAGGGUCAGGAGAGGGAUCCUCAGUGCUCUGUUGGAUCAAGAAUAAGGCCGUCUUCUACAGCACCUGCGUCGGUUACUUCUGUCUGGUGUUUCUGCUCAACGUGGCCAUGUUCAUCGUGGUGAUGAUGCAGAUCUGCGGCCGCAACGGCAAACGCAGCAACCGCACACUGCGAGAGGAGGUUCUGCGGAACCUGCGGAGCGUCAUCAGCCUCACCUUCCUGCUGGGUAUGACGUGGGGCUUCGCUCUGUUCGCCUCGGGACCCGUCGCCCUGGCCUUCAUGUACCUCUUUACCAUCUUCAACUCACUGCAAGGUCUCUUCAUAUUCAUCUUCCACUGCGCCUUGAAAGAAAAUGUCCAGAAGCAGUGGAGGAGAUACCUCUGCUGCGGCCGAUUCAGGCUGUCAGACAACUCAGACUGGAGUAAGACGGCCACCAACAACACCAAGAAGGUGAGCUCAGACAACCUGGGCAAGUCUUUGUCCUCCAGCUCCUUUGGCUCCAGCACCGCAAACUGGACCUCCAAGGCUAAAGCUACACUCAACCCCUUCACCAAACGACACAGUAACACAGAUAAAUGUUACUCCAACCAGGCCAGCCCAAAGUGCAUCUCCUCAUCCUCAUCCUCCUCAGAAGUGGAGCCCAACUCCUCUUCUUCCUCGUCCUCCAUCCUUCCUGUCAGCCAGAUGAUUGAUAAGGUGAAAGAUUACUGCUCCACACGCUCCGACAACUUCUACAAAAACAUCAUCAUGUCCGACAGCUUCGCCCACAGCACCAGGUUCUAGAAGUGUCCUCAGUGUUUCGGGGCGGACUUUCUGGAACUUUUACUCCCUAUGUUUUGGAACUGUUCUAAUUGUUCUAGAAAAGUCACAUCAUCUUUCUGACAGCUUCAGUGAUAAAGGAUGCUUCUAUCAAAGGUUCCAAUGUAAAGGGCAAUAAUGUCUUACCAUGAUGGACCUUCCCACAAUAUUAUUUAAGGCUUCACUUUUGCUCUGAAACCACCACCCAAUGCUCUAGAACCUUUUUGUGUUCCGGAACAACUCUUAAGAACUCUCCAGAAGCCUCAACCACAGAGGAGCAUUCUACACUAACUCUCUCUGAGAGUCUCAUCCAUUGAGAACCUUCUUUGUUCUGGACCCUCUCCAAGCAUUCUAGAGCUCUUUGCCAGCCUCAGCCAGAAAGGGUUUCACCAUGACAGUCGCCCCUCCAACAAUCUAGAACCCUCCAGUCUGAAAGACCCUGACCAGUGUUCUAGAACCAUUUUGGCCCUGUCACUGCCAUGGAACAUGUUCUAGAACAUUUGUUUCUUGAAUCUCUGCAUGCUUCCUGCCAUCCUCUCUCGCCCCCGUUCUGCUUUUAAUUUUGAAUUUAAUUAUGUUUCAUUGUUGGAAGACACAGCUGUUGUUAGAAGCCCCAAUUUUGAUUCAAAAUUUAUUUGGAUUGAUUAGCGAAAAUUUAAAAUUGGUUUCUAUAUCUAGUCAUCAAAAUUCAUGAGGCGCUGGUUUGGUUGGGUGACAAAGUGCUUAUUGGUUAGCAAUGUUUUCCUCAGUACCAAUGCAGCAUUUACAGUAUGUAGUAUAAAUGCAUGAACAGUAGCUACAUGAAUCAACCCAGAGCCACCAUUUUAAUGCACUGUAUUAGCACUGUAUUAGCUUUCAUGAAAAUGCCUGCUAGUUAAGAAAAAAAUUUCAAGAGACAGCCUGAGAACCAGGUCAAGAUAAUCACAGACUGAGUCAUACAUUAUGCUUUGAAAUCCCAGGGUCUCCUGGAUGAUAAAGGGUGUUUAAGGGCUUCAGGGUGGUCAGAGAACCUUGCUGCGAUUCAACUGUAUAAUAUCAAAUUACAGAAUCGGCUGACCUGGCUGCCAGACUGUGUAACUAAGAGGAAAUGAAAAGGAGCAGCGGGUAGGAAAGGAUAAACACAAGGUGGGAAGGCAGAGAAGAGAAAAAAAAAGUUCUGGUAGAAAAAAAAGUAGGCUGUUAUG
This is a messenger RNA of Seriola dumerili (greater amberjack), 4645 nucleotides long. It is a transcript of the gene adgrg6, whose product is annotated as adhesion G protein-coupled receptor G6. NCBI's taxonomy places the organism in Eukaryota, Metazoa, Chordata, Actinopteri, Carangiformes, Carangidae. Gene Ontology annotation, molecular function: laminin binding; G protein-coupled receptor activity. Gene Ontology annotation, cellular component: membrane. The record is from RefSeq and is a predicted model, not a curated record. Bases 120 to 3446 code for a protein of 1108 amino acids. Gene Ontology annotation, biological process: adenylate cyclase-activating G protein-coupled receptor signaling pathway; myelination in peripheral nervous system; cell surface receptor signaling pathway. The transcript has 27 exons.